AAUAAUAAUUGGGGAAAUUAGGGUUUAGCAUCAAAACCCCGAAGCUGUGCAAACAGAUCAGCGCGCGACGCAUUUGUUGUUGAAAACAUACGGUCGACGUGUCCUGGAAUUUAUAAUUGGGUCUCUCUCCGCGUUGUAACCCUACUUUGUCGAGUCUCUCUCUUUCUAUGGCCUCCCAAGGCGCAGGAGGCGGUGGCGGUAGCCUCAAGUCCACCUCCAUUAAUGGAGUUAAGAUGUACUCCGUUACUUCUCAGAAUCGUUCGCUUGCCACGUGGCUUAACCCUAAGAAGCUCAAAUCUCUUCGUAAAGAUAAAGAUUAUUUGCAAAGAGUGGAUUUGAUUCAGGACUUGCGGUUCGAGACCGCAACCACAAGAAUUAAGGCAACUCCUGAUGGAGAAUAUCUUAUUGCAUCAGGUAUUUAUCCACCGCAGGUCAAAGUUUACGAGUUGAGGGAACUUUCGUUGAAGUUUGAAAGGCAUUUGGUGUCUGAGAUUAUUAACUUUGAGGUGCUGGACGAUGAUUAUUCUAAGAUUGCAUUCCUCUGUGCCGAUCGUUCCGUUCAGCUUCAUGCAAAAUACGGAAGUCACUACAGUUUGAGGAUUCCACGGAUGGGAAGGGAUAUUGCUUAUGAUUGCUGGUCUUGUGAUUUGAUUUGUGCUGCCUCUUCUCCAGAUGUAUACAGAAUUAACUUAGAACAGGGACGCUUUCUCUCCUCACUUAAUACACAGUCCCCUGCAGUAAAUGCUGUUUGCCGAAGCAAAGUUCAUGGGUUAGUUGCUUGUGGGGGUGAGGAUGGAGCUGUUGAAUGCUUUGACAUGAGAACAAGAUCAUCAGUUGGUAGGAUUAAUACAAUUGUAUCUACUGGUGAGAUUGAGCAGGUUACUGCACUACAGUUUGAUGGAGAGGGAGGCUAUCAUAUGGCUGUUGGAACUAGUUGUGGAAAGGUACUACUCUAUGACAUGCGAUCUUCUUGUCCUUUGAGAGUAAAGGAUCACAUGUAUGGCAGCCCUAUAUUGAAUAUUAAGUGGCAUCAAACUAUAAAUUCCGAGAGAUCCAAGCUUAUUACUACUGACAAGCAUAUCGUCAGGAUAUGGGACCCUGAAACAGGAGAUGGCAUGACCAGCAUUGAGCCAACAGCUGGAAACAUUAACGACAUAUGUGUGUUUGAUAACAGCGGGCUGAUGUUGUUGGCUCUAGAAAACACUCAAAUUCCUUCUUAUUUUAUACCCGCUCUUGGACCUGCUCCUAAGUGGUGUUCGUAUCUUGAGAACUUAACGGAAGAGUUGGAGGAGGGUGGUCAAACAACCAUAUAUGAUGAUUUUAAAUUCUUGACAAAGGAAGAUCUUGAAAAGUUGAAUCUGUCUAAUUUGAUUGGCACCAACCUAUUAAGAGCCUACAUGCAUGGUUUCUUUAUCGAUUAUCGUCUUUAUAAGAAGGCCCAAGCAUUGGUGGAUCCUUUUGCUUAUGAUAAUUAUAUAGAGCGGCGUAAACAGGAGAAAUUGGAAGAGGAGCGGCGUUCUCGUAUUACUAUUAAGAGAACGCUACCCAAAGUUAAUCGGGGUAUUUAUAAACGUCUUCUCGAAGAUGAGGAAGCUGAAAUUAACAGAAAGGAUGCUGAUGAUGCUGAUAUUAAGAAAAAAUCUAAGAAAAAGAAGGGACUCCCUGCUGAAGUUAUGAAAGACGACCGCUUUGGCGGCAUUUUUAAGAAUCCGGACUUUGAGGUUGAUGAGAACUCGCUAGAGUAUCUUGCUUUGCACCCUCUAGCACCCACUGCACAACCUUCGUUGGUAGAGGAACAUUUUGAGCCUGUUAUAGAAGAUGAGGACCACAGCUUUAGUGAUUCUGAUGCAUCUGCAGCAUCAUUGGCAUCACAUGAUGAAGAUAAGAAUAAUAGAAGUAAAGAUGGAAAAAAAUCUCGUGUACCAAGAUUGUAUGAAGUAAAGGAUGAGCGACAUGCGGAGGCAUUCUGGAACCGUAAAUCACUUGCCACGGAGGACGCCCUUUCGUUAGGGGAAAGGGCGGCCGCUCUAUCAAAUGUGCGUCGAGGUUCGGGUAAUAUCAAGUCAGGACCAGGAGGAUCACGAGAAAUUUCUUUUAUUCCCAGAAGUUCAGCUAAGUACAUAGAUGAUGAUGAAGACAAUGAGGCACGGCGUGGUCGGAGGGGAGUGCAAUCACUGAAAAUGCAGCCUGAUGGAUAUAGUUCCCGAGGCCGUGGCAGAGGCGGCGGACGUGGUGGACGAGGAGGCCGUGGAGGUCGUGGUAGAGGUGAAAGCCGUGGCCGAGGGAGAGGGGGAAGAGGAAGAGGCAGGUGGUAAAACAUGAUGCACUGAGAAGCAAAACUUGUAGCCAUUUAAUUGAAAUGUAUGAUUAGUUUUAAAUUAUUAUUUUAUAUUUAUUCAGGCCCUAGUUUUUGGAGAGAGCAAAUUUUGUAAGGAAAAACAUCAUAUUUAGUUGUUUUCUAUAUAAUUGAUAAAAUUCAAUGAAAUUAUACAAAUUGUAGACUUAUUUCUCAGGCA
This is a messenger RNA of Daucus carota subsp. sativus, 2516 nucleotides long. RefSeq lists its product as uncharacterized. The record is from RefSeq and is a predicted model, not a curated record. The transcript has 16 exons. Gene Ontology annotation, molecular function: protein binding. Gene Ontology annotation, cellular component: nucleus; 90S preribosome; nucleolus. Gene Ontology annotation, biological process: maturation of SSU-rRNA from tricistronic rRNA transcript (SSU-rRNA, 5.8S rRNA, LSU-rRNA). NCBI's taxonomy places the organism in Eukaryota, Viridiplantae, Streptophyta, Magnoliopsida, Apiales, Apiaceae. Bases 168 to 2315 code for a protein of 715 amino acids.